Adineta ricciae is the source of this 1228-nucleotide messenger RNA. NCBI's taxonomy places the organism in Eukaryota, Metazoa, Rotifera, Eurotatoria, Adinetida, Adinetidae. The record is from the annotation of a GenBank genome assembly.
CAGAUAUUACACUUUAAAGAUAUUAUUGUGUACAUUAAUUUAUUUUUAGUGUAGAUUAGAUAUUUUCACGAAAGUAGUAAUAGAUAUUUAUACCAAAUAUCAAAUUGAGAAUCAGACAUUCUAAAUAAGUGUCAAUACAAUUAAGUAGAUUAUGAGUUAUUACAUGAAAAAAGAAAAUAAGAAAACACGAUAGGAAAUAUCUGCUACAAUGAGAGAAAAGAAACGAUUACUACAAUAAUUAAGAUAAAUACAAAGAAAGAGGUAAAAAAUGAACAUAUACGAAUAAUUAUUUUAAGAUAAUUUGAAAAGUGAUAAUACAUUUCAUAUGCUUGUAAUAGCACUAAACUCUUAACAGUGUAUCGAUUUAUACACGUUGAAAAAGCGGAAGAGGUACAUUCUCGUUUUCUUUUUUUGUCAAGUUCGUCUAGACGUUUCUGUUCAGCGUCUUGAGCAAGAAAGCGUCGAACUCGUAAACAAGUUAUAAAUGUUUUUCUGAAAGUCGCUAUCCUUGGUUUGAAAAAUUUUUUUUCCAUUCUCAAAAAAAUAACAUCAGAUUUCUUCUCUUCAACCUCAGAAUCUCUGCGGUAAAUUUUUAUAAAAAAAAAUUUUUUUCAUAAAAAAAUGGGUCUUUGUCUCAAAAAAAAUUUUUUAAUGAAAAAUUUCAAAAAAUAGCAUCAGAUUCGAAGUCUCCGCAUCGAAAUGCAUCUGGAAAUGUCUUUUCGAAAAAUCGAUUUUCAAUGUUUUUUUGACCCUGCGGACAUACAAGCAAACAAGCAAGCAAACAAUUUAUGUUUCUAAGACUCUUCUCUACGAGAAAGAGAAUAUAUAAUUUCAUCUCUAUUGACUUGACGGAUCAUAUUGGGUUACUUUAGUAGCGACAUCUGUCGUGUAUCCAAGUACCCAUAGAAAGUUUUAAAACUGUCAAGAAUGACGGACCGUUAAUCAGAACUUUGAACACCCCUAUUUUGACAUGGAUAAGCUCUCCGUACACUCCUAUAUAAAGAAUCGCUCGCUUCUGGAUUUAGCCGCUACGGAAAUUCAUGAUGAAUUGGUCACUGCUUAUGGUCCAUAUGUAGUAUCAUAUUGCACAGCCGCACGUUGGAUUCGUCGAUUCUCCAGUGGGCGGGAGUCAUUCUACGAUGAUCAUCGAGUCGGUCGACCAAUCACCAUGGUUACUCAACGGAACAUCGACGGUAUUGAAGACUUAGAGCGUGAAGAUCCCCUAUAA